This is a messenger RNA of Cajanus cajan (pigeon pea), 1145 nucleotides long. Its product is annotated as 11-beta-hydroxysteroid dehydrogenase-like 4A. Gene Ontology annotation, cellular component: cytosol. Lineage: Eukaryota; Viridiplantae; Streptophyta; Magnoliopsida; Fabales; Fabaceae. Gene Ontology annotation, molecular function: oxidoreductase activity. The record is from RefSeq and is a predicted model, not a curated record.
AAGCAUGUAUCCGAAGCGCAAUCACCAUCAAAUAUAUCCGGAAAGUAAUGAUUUGAAUCUCUCACAAAGCCAUGGUUUCAAUUACCAAGCUACUGAACUUUGCAUUGCCCCCAUUAUCACUAAUUUUGCUCAGCAUCUUGACACUACCUUUGCUGUUAUGGAAGCAGCUUAUGUAUGUAAAGAAGAUGGUAUACACCGAAAACGUGGCAAACAAAGUUGUAUUAAUCACUGGAGCAGCCUCAGGGAUUGGCCAGCAACUAGCAUAUGAAUAUGCAAGGCGAGGAGCAAAACUGUCCCUGGUUGACAUUAGAAAGGAGAAACUUGUAACAGUGGCUGACGAGGCACGAUCUUUGGGCUGUCCUGAUGUUACCAUCAUUGGUGCAGAUGUUUCCAAGGUUCAAGACUGUAAGCAAUUUGUUGAUGAAACACUGAACUACUUUGGACGACUGGACCAUCUGGUCAAUAAUGCUGGAAUAUUUAGUGGUAAGCUUGUAGUGAUCGAGGAUUUCCAUGAAGUUUCGGAAUACACUCCUGUUAUGAAUUUUCAGGAUACAAAUUUCUGGGGAGCAGUUUAUGGAACUUUAUAUGCAAUUCCAUAUCUGAAAAUGAGCAAAGGGAAGAUCAUAGUGAUUGCUUCAGGUUGCGGAUGGUUUCCGUUACCAAAACUAAGUAUCUAUAAUGCAAGCAAGGCAGCGGUAAUAAACUUCUUUGAGUGUCUGAGAAUGGAAGUUGGAUGGAGAAUUGGCAUAACAAUCGUCACGCCGGGUUUUAUCAAGACGGACCUUGCAUCGAGGGCAAUGGAACACGAGGCUAUCCUGAGAAAAAUUCCAAUGGGGUCAGCACGUAAAUGUGCUACAGCAAUAGUGGAAAGUGCAUGCAGGGGAGAUAAGUACGUGACAGAUCCAUCGUGGGUGAAAGUAUUGUUUCCAUGGAAGGUGCUUUUUCCUGAAGUGGUGGACUUUGCCAUCCGCUUCAUCCUUGAGCUUUCUCAAAACUCGUCUAUCAUGAAAGCCAAUCUGCACUUGUCCAGGAUUCCAGAGCUUAAGACAUGUAACAUGGAAUGAAUGAUUGAAUCAACAAACAACAAUGGUGGGAGUGGGCAUACGAGAUAAAGCAAAAUUAAUAGCUGCAUUUUAUAGUAUAUU